GCCGCUGCGUCCCCACUAUGGCGGCGCCCAUGCAGCCCACCGCGUUGUGGGCGCCCGCCGGGGUCCCCCGCGGCUGCCGCCGCCGCCUGCGCCGCCGCCUCCGCCUUCCCGCCCGCGUGGGGCGGGGCGCCGCCUCUCCCCUGCCUCCCUCUCCGCUGCGGUCAUGUAGGAAAUCGUAAAUCAUGCGAAGAUGGGACUCUUGGUAUUUGUGCGCAAUCUGCUGCUAGCCCUCUGCCUCUUUCUGGUACUGGGAUUUUUGUAUUAUUCUGCAUGGAAGCUACACUUACUCCAGUGGGAGGAUUCCAAUUCAGUGGUUCUUUCCUUUGACUCCGCUGGACAAACACUAGGCUCAGAGUAUGAUCGGUUGGGCUUCCUCCUGAAUCUGGACUCUAAACUGCCUGCUGAGUUAGCCACCAAGUACGCAAACUUUUCAGAGGGAGCCUGCAAGCCCGGCUACGCCUCAGCCUUGAUGACGGCCAUCUUCCCCCGGUUCUCCAAGCCAGCACCCAUGUUCCUGGAUGACUCCUUUCGCAAGUGGGCUAGGAUCCGGGAGUUUGUGCCGCCGUUUGGGAUCAAAGGUCAAGACAAUCUGAUCAAAGCCAUCUUGUCAGUCACCAAAGAGUACCACCUGACCCCUGCCUUGGACAGCCUCCGCUGCCGCCGCUGCAUCAUCGUGGGCAAUGGAGGUGUCCUCGCCAACAAGUCUCUGGGGUCACGGAUUGAUGACUAUGACAUUGUGGUCAGACUGAACUCAGCACCAGUGAAAGGCUUUGAGAAAGACGUGGGCAGCAAAACAACACUGCGCAUCACCUACCCCGAGGGCGCCAUGCAGCGGCCUGAGCAAUACGAGCGAGACUCUCUCUUUGUCCUCGCUGGCUUCAAGUGGCAGGACUUCAAGUGGUUGAAGUACAUCGUCUACAAGGAGAGAGUGAGCGCAUCAGAUGGCUUCUGGAAAUCUGUGGCCACUCGAGUGCCCAAGGAGCCCCCUGAGAUUCGCAUCCUCAACCCGUAUUUCAUCCAGGAGGCUGCCUUCACCCUCAUCGGCCUGCCCUUCAACAACGGCCUCAUGGGCCGGGGGAACAUCCCAACCCUUGGCAGCGUUGCAGUGACCAUGGCACUACACGGCUGUGAUGAGGUGGCAGUUGCGGGCUUUGGCUACGACAUGAGCACACCCAAUGCACCCCUGCACUACUAUGAGACUGUGCGCAUGGCAGCCAUCAAAGAGUCCUGGACACACAAUAUCCAGCGAGAGAAAGAGUUUCUGCGGAAGCUGGUGAAAGCACGUGUCAUCACUGACCUAAGCAGUGGCAUCUGAGUGGGCCCAGCACAUGGCCAUAGCGGCCCAGGCGCCACCAGGAGCAAGCAACAACCACCACCACCUAUGCAGGAGUCUUCAGACCCAGAGAAGGACAGUGCCAAGGGGCCCCAGGGGCAGCAAGGCCUUGCGGAGCAGCCAGAGCUGUGCCUGCCCAGAGGCCAGCCUCAGAGACCAGCGGUCAGCCUCACUCGGCCUGGGUCCGCCAAGCCAGAGGGCCAGCAGGCCAAGGCUGUGCCCAGCAGGCCAAGGCUGUGCCCAACAGGCCCAGCAUGCAGGAGGUGGGACAUUAGGCAGCAAGGCUGCUGCCGGAAUCAUUUCUCCAAUCAGUGUUUGGUGUAUUAUCAUUUUGUGAAUUUGGGUAGGGGGGAGGGUAGGGAUAAUUUAUUUUUACAUAAGGUUGGAGAUGUCAAAUUUGGUCCACUUGCUGUGCAGAAAGGGGCCCACUAGAGGGCCCAUCAGGCAGUGGUACCAGUAAGCUCCCUGCAGGGCGAGAGGGCCAUGACCUGCCUGUACCCUGCUCCAGGGCUACAGUGGGGUGGGCAGGAUCUCAUGCCAGCACCCCCAGCUCAUGACACUGUUUGGCCUUUCUUGGGGAGAAGAUGGGGUUUUCCCACUCACUAGUCCCUAGCUGUCCCACAGGGAAACUCUGGAGCCAUCCCUUCCCAGCCAAGAAGACAGCCCCCAGGCCAGAGCAGAGAGAACUUUAAGGCUCAAGAGGUGUGGCCCGGCUCAGCCUGAUGGGAAUGGCCCCCCUUCCCCCCCAGCUGCAACUGAUCCAUACACUAGUGCCCAGGCGUGGACUGACCAACUUGCUGGAUGUUCUGGGUUUCAGCAAUGAGACUGCCAGGUCUUUGGGUUCUGCCUUUAGCCUGGACCAGAGGGAAGUGAGGCCCGAGGACCUUGCCCAGGCUGUGGCCGCCAUCCCAGGCAGCCCUCAUGGAAGCAAUAAAGCUCUUCCCUGAGUCCGG
Molecule: messenger RNA, 2286 nt
Organism: Propithecus coquereli (Coquerel's sifaka)
Lineage: Eukaryota; Metazoa; Chordata; Mammalia; Primates; Indriidae
Gene: ST3GAL3
Product: ST3 beta-galactoside alpha-2,3-sialyltransferase 3
Exons: 12
Coding region: 191-1315 (374 amino acids)
Molecular function (GO): sialyltransferase activity
Source: RefSeq, a predicted model, not a curated record